Messenger RNA from Capra hircus (goat), 1038 nucleotides. Its product is annotated as AFG3-like protein 1. Gene Ontology annotation, molecular function: ATP binding; metalloendopeptidase activity; ATP-dependent peptidase activity. The coding region runs from base 1 to 1038 and encodes 345 amino acids. The transcript is spliced from 3 exons. Lineage: Eukaryota; Metazoa; Chordata; Mammalia; Artiodactyla; Bovidae. Gene Ontology annotation, biological process: protein-containing complex assembly; mitochondrial protein processing. The record is from RefSeq and is a predicted model, not a curated record. Gene Ontology annotation, cellular component: m-AAA complex.
AUGCCAGUUUUAUCUGCAGAGCCGACUGCUGAAAGCGGAUUCCCUGGAGACACUAGUGAGCGGUUCCAAGCGCCCUCACGCCUGCCCCGAAUGUCCUGCCCCCUCGCGGGCCAAGGCCACACCGCCACAGCAUGGCGAGCUGCCCCGCCACCGCCCUGCUGCCGGCCGCUGCCACCAGAAGCGGAAGCCGCCCCGAUCGCCACCUGCCACCUAAACCCCUCUGUCGGGGAGAAGCACUUCGAGCAGGCCAUCGAGAGGGUCAUUGGAGGCCUUGAGAAGAAGACACAGGUCCUGCAGCCCGGCGAGAAGAUGACAGUAGCCUAUCACGAGACUGGCCAUGCGGUGGUGGGCUGGUUCCUGGAACACGCAGACCCCCCUCUGCUCAAGGUGUCCAUCGUCCCCGGGGGCAAGGGCCUCGGCUAUGCCCAGUGCCUGCCCAGGGAGCAGUACCUGUACACACGGGAGCAGCUCUUUGACCGCAUGUGCGCCAUGCUGGGCGGCCGCGUGGCUGAGCAGCUGUUCUUCGGGCGGGUCACCACGGGGGCCCAGGACGACCUGAGGAAGGUCACCCAGAGCGCCUAUGCCCAGAUCGUGCAGUUCGGGAUGAGCGAGAAGCUGGGCCAGGUGUCCUUCGAUCUCCCACAGCCAGGCGAGGCGCUGGUGGAGAAGCCAUUCAGCGAGGCCACCGCCCAGCUCAUAGACGAGGAGGUGCGGCGGCUCAUCUGCUCUGCACAUGCGCGCACCCUGGACCUGCUCACACGCUGCCGUGAGCAGGUGGACAAGGUGGGCAGGCAGCUGCUGGAGAAGGAGGUGCUGGAGCGGGCCGACAUGGUGGAGCUGCUCGGGCCACGGCCGUUCACCGAGAAGAUCACCUACGAGGAGCUCGUGGAGGGCAUGGGCGGCCUGGAGGAGGACAUGGCCCUUCCCGAGGGUCUGCAGGGCUGGCAUGGGGGGCCCGCUGCAGGAGAGCCCAGCCUAGCGCCUCCGCCUGGAGAGCAGCCUCCAGGAACCCCAGGAAGCAAAUUAAAGCACAUGUAA